AUGUAUGUAGUCUCCCGAAUGCAGUUCCUCAAUGCUGGAUAUUCCAAUUGUAAUUCUAUAACAAGUGAUGGAUGUGAAGUAAAUCUAAAAACGAUUACUAACUGUGGUGGAUGUAGUAUUGUAUGUGCACCGGCUCACGCAGUACCGUCUUGUUCGACAGGAUCUUGUGCAGUUUCAUCGUGUAACAGUGGAUGGGCAGACUGCAAUUCGUCUCCAGGUGACGGAUGCGAAACAGAUUUAACGACUACAAUCAACUGUGGUGCCUGUGGCAGUAUUUGUAACCUUCCUGAUGCCGUUCCCACAUGUUUAGCAGGUGCUUGUUAUAUCUCGUCUUGUAUUAAUCCUUUCGCCGACUGUGAUAGUACAGCCAGUAAUGGAUGCGAAGUAAACUUGCAAAUAGAUACGGCACAUUGCGGUACAUGCUCGACUGUUUGUACACCCAUGCACGCUACGCCCUCAUGCACAAAUUCUUCUUGUACCAUUGCCAUGUGUAAUACUAGUGGAUGGACUGACUGCAAUUUAUCCCCAACUGACGGAUGUGAAAUCAAUGUACAUACGAUACUUAAUUGCGGUAGCUGUGGCACUUUAUGCAAUCUCGCACACUGUACCGAAAGUUGUGCAACAGGGUCAUGUGUGAUUGCAACAUGUGAUAUGGGCUAUGCUGAUUGUAAUUUAUGGGCUACUGACGGGUGUGAAACAGAUAUAACAACGGUGAUCAACUGUGGUACCUGUGGAACAGUCUGUAACCUCGCUGAUGCCGUGCCCAUGUGUCUAAGUGGCUCAUGUGACAUUUUUUCUUGUGUUAACGGGUACGACGAUUGUGAUUCAAAUCCAAGUACCGGGUGUGAAACAAACUUAUUGAUAUCAGCGACUAACUGCGGAUCAUGUCAUAAUAAUUGUAGUCUCGCUCAUUCAACAUCGGCCUGUUUGAAUGGCAGCUGUGUAAUUGCAUAUUGUGACCUAGGCUACAUCAAUUGUAACGGGAUCACAAGCGACGGGUGCGAAGUAAAUAUAUUAACAUCAGCGACCAAUUGUGGCCAUUGUGGAAAUGUUUGCAAUCUCACGCAUGCCUCUGCUGUUUGUUCGUCGGGAGCCUGUGCAAUUUCCUCAUGCGAUACAGCUUACGGUGACUGUGAUGGGUCGGCAGUUACGGGUUGUGAAAAAAGUCUGCGAACACUCACUGACUGCGGUUUAUGUGGUACAGCAUGUCAUUUAACUAAUUGCGCGUAUACAUGUUCAGGAGGUGCAUGCGCAAUUCUCACGUGUAAUGCAGGUUACGCAAACUGCGACGGAGUCACUAGUAAUGGUUGUGAAGCUGAUCUGACGACGGUCACCACUUGUGGAUCGUGCAUUACGUGCAAUCUUGCAUAUGCUACUGCCGGAUGUUCUAAUCAAACAUGCGUUAUUUCGUCGUGUAACUCUGGUUAUUCUAAUUGCGAUGGAAUAGAUAGUACAGGAUGUGAAGUAAAUCUUUAUACAACGUCACAUUGUGGAUCGUGUAAUUAUGCAUGUCCCAGCUAUGCGCACUCGAGUCAAUCAUGUUCAACGGGUGUUUGUGUAAUGUCAUGUGUUACUGGUUAUGCUAAUUGUGAUGGAAGUAUAACUAAUGGUUGCGAAGCAGAUUUAAGUUCAACUAGUACAUGUGGAUCAUGUAGUACUUCCUGUGCAACUGGUACAAGCUGUAAUUGUCUUUUUACUGGCUGUAGCUGCAGCGGAGCAUGCUUUCAUGGUGAUGAACUUGUUUCGAUGAUUAGUGGUGAAUAUAAAAAAGUGAAAGAUUUAUUAUCGGGCGAUCGUGUUUAUUCAUUAAAUGAACAAAACCAAAUUAUUGAAGAUGAAAUAAUCAUGAUGGUUCACAAAGAACCGAAUACAACAGUUAAUUUUUGUGUAGUUGAGACAGUGUUAAAUCAUACCGUAACUGUAACAUGCGAUCAUUAUUUUCCUACACGCGGAUCAGCUGAGCGAUUUGUCACCCCAGCUAAAUUAACACCAAAUAAUUUCUUGUACGUGCAAGACACUGGAAACAAAAUACAGUUGAUAUCUGUAAAACGUAUACGCCAAGAGGCCAAAAUUGGUUUUUAUACCCCAGCAACAUAUCAAGGGAUAAUAUUUGUUAAUAAUAUUGCGGCAUCUUGUUAUCCAGAAGCCAUGCCUACACUCAAACAUGAAACGAUUCAUAACAUACUUGCACCGUUUCGAUGGUGGUAUACAAUAUUAAAAUUAUGUGGUGUUCAACAACCAUUUCCAUACCAAUCGACACCCGGUUUUCGAUACCCAUUUAAUCACGUUGUUGAUAAUGCACAUCUCGUCUUUUAUCUAUUUCAAACAUCAGUGAUUUACCAAAAAAUAAUUGGCACUGUUCUUCUCGUCGUCUUUGCAACUCGAUUUAUCUGGCGUCGACUGCAGAAUUACUCAAAGUCUGCCGGUUAA
This is a messenger RNA of Didymodactylos carnosus, 2430 nucleotides long. The record is from the annotation of a GenBank genome assembly. NCBI's taxonomy places the organism in Eukaryota, Metazoa, Rotifera, Eurotatoria, Philodinida, Philodinidae.